Messenger RNA from Cuscuta europaea, 2397 nucleotides. NCBI's taxonomy places the organism in Eukaryota, Viridiplantae, Streptophyta, Magnoliopsida, Solanales, Convolvulaceae. The record is from the annotation of a GenBank genome assembly.
GGACUAUUUGGCUCCAACUAGCUGUGGACUAGGUACCAUUACCCUCCCAUUCCGGAUCUGGUCUUGAAUUGAGAUCGAAAAACAAUUCUAUACUUGAUACAAAGACCGAUAAUAUCCAGGCCGAGCCUAAUCCAAGACCGGUGACUGGUCCACCCCUAUGUGGUACCAACAAAUGGAUAUCAUUCUGAUUUGGUAUUUAAUGCGAUUUUUAUCAUACCACCAUAGUCUAUGCAUUUAUUUGUACAUAAUUUAUUUUAUAAAUUGCAAAGAAAGUGUUUAUUUUUAUAGUAAACAAGGUGUAAUUGUAAAAAUGGUUAAUAUUUGAGAAAACGAGUUUUAAGUAAUGUUUAGUUUCUUUCAAUAUCCUUUUUGUUUCAAUCAUAUAUACAUCCUUUUAGUCUGCAUUUUCAGUUCAUUUCAUAUAUUUCUUUUUAGUGUUAUCUAGAGUGUUUGUAUUCGAUGGUGGAGUGUUGUCUGCAAGGUGUAUGUUAUCCACCAUCUUUGAUCGGAUGUUUUGUAUGAUAAUAAAAGGUUUGCACUGAUUUCUUAUCUAUUAUGAACUCGAUUUUCUUCUGCACCAAUAUUAAGACUACUUGACUCUAGUUUUAUGGCGGUCGUGUCAAAAAUAUAGGUUCACAUGGAUUCCUUUCAUUCCAAUGGUUGGGGAAAUGGCCAAACGAGACUAACGCUACAAUAGACAUCUUACCUGUGACUAUCAAAUUAAGAAAGUUUCGUAGUUCCUUUUUGGUGGGUGGUGAAGUCGAAAUGCAUAUAUUCUUUCCCUUAUUGCAUUCGUCUUAUUAUAAAUUUUCAUAAUUUGAUUUUUAAAUAUUUUUUCUAAUAGAGAAUUAAAUGCAAUGGCAAUCAAAAUUGUUCAUUGGUAAAUGUGAAAUUGGGAAAGUUGCAACUAAAAAGGAACGGAAGAAGUAGGUCUCAAUUAUGAAAUCUCAUUUGGACUCUUGUACAUGAUAAACACCCAACCCGAUACACAUAUUCCUUAAAAGCAUUGAACUAGAAUUUUUAGCAUGUUAUCAACACAUUUUCAUGUCAUUGUUCACAUUAUCCCUAAAUCAGUGCAAUGUAAUCAGCGACUCAUUGUCACGUCAUCAUCACUCCAAGGGAUUGUGUAUGUAUUGUGGUGACCCUUAUACACCUGGACAUUAUGCAGCAAGGCAUAAGAAACCACAACUGUUUUAUCUUGAAGGAGAAGAAGAAGAAGAAGAAGAAGAAGAAGAAGAAGAAGAGGAGGUAAAUAUAGAAGAUAUACCAGAAGAGAUGGAAGCAUGUGUAUCCAUGAAUGCCAUGACUGGUUUAUCUCAUUUCCAAACAAUGAGGGUGACUGAGUAUGUUAAUAAAAAAACCACUACACAUACUGAUAGACAGUGGGAGCACACACAAUUUCAUUGAUGAAACUACUGCUACGAAAUUGGGCUGUAAAAUGGUAGAGGUUAAACCCAUGUGUGUGGCUGUGGCUGAUGGAAACAAGAUGGUAGUGUACAAGAUGUGUAAAAGGUUUCAAUGGAAGAUACAUGACACCAUUUUUACAUCAGACUAUAUGGUGUUACCAUUGGGAUGCUGUGAUAUUGUUUUAGGUAUUCAAUGGUUGUCAACGUUGGGGCCAAUAAUCUGGGACUUUCAGAAAUUGAUCAUGGAAUUCAAGGUAAAUGGAAAGAGACAUGUGGUGAGGGGGUCACAUAACAACAACAAAGUUAAAAUCAUUUCAUCUCAGAAAUGCCAGAAACUUAUACAUGAAGGAAGCAGUCAGAUAGCUAUGAUACAGUUAUCAGAUUUUAUUGAUCAUGAUAAUGAAUUAUUCCCAGGUUACCCUACCCUAUUAUCUGCUCAAAUAGGUGUUCAUGAUGAAAAUAAGGAAAUUGACAAAUUGAUAGAGAAGUAUUCUAUCAUUUUUGAAGAACCGGUUGGGUUACCUCUUUUUAGAGGUGAAUUUGAUCACAGAAUACCUCUCAAAAUUGGGUCUCAACCUGUUAGUAAGAGACCACACAGGUACCCCUCUAUGCAAAAAGGAGUAAUUGAAAAGCUGGUUAAAAAGAUGCUGGAAUUUGGAAUCAUACAGAAUAGUAGCAGCCCAUAUGCAUCACCUGUAGUUUUAGUGGGAAAGAAAGAUGGAUCUUGGCGUUUAUGUACUGAUUACAGGGAGUUGAAUAAGCAGACCAUAAAGGAUAAAUUUCCAAUACCCUUAUUGGAUGAUUUACUGGAUGAAUUGGGAGGGGCUACUGUGUUUUCUAAGCUGGAUUUGAGGAGUCGUUAUCAUCAACUAAGAAUGAACAAAGAGGAUAUUUACAAAACAACUUUUAAAACUCAUGAAGGUCAUUAUGAGUUUGUAGUUAUGCCUUUUGGGCUAAAAUGCUCCAUCUUGACGAAGUUUUUGGAUACGGA